Molecule: messenger RNA, 623 nt
Organism: Melitaea cinxia (Glanville fritillary)
Lineage: Eukaryota; Metazoa; Arthropoda; Insecta; Lepidoptera; Nymphalidae
Exons: 3
Coding region: 163-561 (132 amino acids)
Source: RefSeq, a predicted model, not a curated record
GGUUUGAUAGCACUGUUAAUUUCUGACAGACAUAUUUUACAAAUUUGUGACAUGAGAAUGAACCUGUGUAAUCUUACAAAUUAUUAAGUAAUAUAAUGAUUUUAUAAUAAAUAAAGAAUAACCAAAAAUCCUUACUUCGAGUAAAAGAUGUAAAUUUGCAAUAUGGGUUGUGUGUGUUGUUCUUUAAGUUCAUUUGUAUCUAUUGUGUUAGAUGCACUCGAAAGAAUAUCAUUAUGCACAGUUUGUGCAAUGUUAACAUGUUGCCUAAUGAUUACAAUAAUCACUGUAAUGGUCUUGGGAGUUGGAAUAGGAUAUCACUACUGUUUUGUACAAAAUUCGGUGGAAUCUAUGGCAAAAGCUGCUGAGGCGGCGGGUGCGUUGCGCUCGGGUCCUCCGAAACCUCAUAGCGGUCACGUGUUGCGCUCUGUGGACAAGGCGGUCCAACGUGGAUUCGCACAUAGGGUCGCGCGCAGGGACGUCGACGAUCCACCACAUUCAAAUUCUAAGGAAAACACUGCAUUAAAAAAUAUUACAACACUAACUAAUUUUACUGUAACUUGACAAUUAUGCAUGGCGGAGACUCGAAUAUGUUUUAAGAGAAUAAAGUACAUUUUCAGCUCAAA